CAUCCGGGUUGUGGAUGGCGGCAAGCAUGGCACCCCCAGUGAGGUACUGCAUCCCCGGCGAACGUCUGUGUAACUUGGAGGAAGGCAGCCCCGGCAGCGGCACCUACACCCGGCACGGCUACAUCUUUUCGUCGCUGGCUGGCUGCCUGACGAAGACCAGCGAGAAUGGCGCGCUCCCCGUGGUGUCAGUGAUGAGAGAAACAGAGUCCCAGUUGCUUCCAGAUGUGGGAGCUGUCGUCACCUGUAAGGUCUCUAGCAUCAACUCACGAUUUGCCAAAGUACACAUCCUGUAUGUGGGAUCCACACCACUCAAAAAUGCUUUUCGAGGAACUAUCCGCAAAGAAGAUAUCCGAGCAACUGAAAAAGACAAGGUAGAAAUUUACAAGAGUUUCCGGCCAGGUGACAUAGUUUUGGCCAAAGUUAUCUCCCUAGGUGAUGCACAGUCCAAUUACCUGCUAACUACUGCUGAAAACGAGCUAGGAGUUGUGGUGGCCCACAGUGAGUCGGGUGUCCAGAUGGUUCCCAUCAGCUGGUGUGAGAUGCAGUGCCCCAAGACCCACACUAAGGAAUUCCGAAAAGUAGCCCGAGUCCAGCCCGAGUUCUUACAAACCUAAGUGUACCCACCCCAAAGAGGGAUUCAGCUACUUCUAAAAGUACACGUGUGAAAAAACCCAUCAAGAUGCCAUGGUCUUUAUUAAGUAAGGUACCUGCAGUCAGCUAGCAGCCAUCUCUUGAAACAGUGUGUCCAGAAAUGAAUUCAUGUUGUAAUGACACCCAAGGCCCCUGCAGCUGAGACAGGAAGAUUAUUAAUGCCCAAGUUUGAGGCCAGCCUGGGCUACAUAUUAAGACUCUUUCAACCAGAAGACAAAAAAGAAAUGUACACUAUCUGAAACACGAUUUUUGGGAAACUGAUUUUUAUUCUCUGGGCACAUGAAUCUCAUUUAAAAAGCACUCCGCAAACAAAAUCAUGUAAUAUUGAAAAUACCUUAUGCCUUCUUUAUAAAUAUGUACAUAUGUGUUUUGCUAUGACUGAAAAAAAUUCUUUUCAUUUGUUAGUGAUAUUGGUCCCCCCCCCCCCCGUGUGUGUGUGGUGUAUGUGUGGGGAGGGUGUGGGGGGUGUUUUAUGAUAACAGCUUUUUCAUGUAAAUGCUCAAGAUUUUAACUCGGCUGCUCAUGGUUGGGUCAUGAUUUCCUUUACCUUUUAAGCCAUCUCCGCAGCCCAUGCUGUCACUAUUAGGUGAGCUUGCACUGAUAUUUCUGACUCUGUCUCCCCAGUGCAGCAUGGCUACCAUGUCUUCUGUUGUCUUUAACAGAGAGAAGAAUCUAAGUAGUAUCGUGACUUUUCGAUCAUGUAUAUUUACCUAGUCGCCCUCAUUAACUAUCCCUGAUCACUAACCCAUUCUUUUGUGUUUUAUCUGAUGUGUGCCUGCUUCCCUUUAUGUUCAUUGUAUGUGUAGUGCUUCUGGAGGCCAGAAGAGGGCAUCGCAUCCCCAGAACUGGAGUCACAAGCUGUGAGCUCCAAAUACUCUCAGCCACUGAUCUCAUCCACUUUUGUGUUUUGUUUCUUGAGACAAGGUCUGAGUAGUACGUAAUAAAUCUCUCAUUAACAUACAUUAUGUUUAGUGAAAACUGUUGUGCCUAUGGGUGACUCAAACAGCAUGUGAGUGGUUUUGAAAAUGUUUAGUAGACAUAGUUACUGUGACAGAGUAGGCAUCCCUGAACUGUUCACUCUGAAUUGACAGGAGAGGCAGGAUGCUACCAUGUGAGAUGGUUGAGGAUUGGUGACAAGACCAAAAGAAUUAUGAAGGAAUUAGGUAAGCGUGAAGGUGUUCCUAGUACGUGGAGAUCAGAAAUCACAUCUUGGAUUUGGGGAGGAAGAGAAGAAAGCUAUGAGCUAAGCAUGAAGACACUACAGGGGUGGCUCUUUUUGACAUGAAAGGACAUUUAAGUUCAGUGUGCUUUGUCCAUGCUGGAGGUGAGCUCUGUGUUCAACCUGCCUGUGUCUGUGAGCUCUGCUUGCUAACUUUCAGCAAGUUAGUAUGGUUUAUUUAGUUUUAUCUUUUAAAGAAAUGAUUCAGCGUGUGUAAGCAUGUGCUAUGUGUAUAAGUGUAGGCUCAUGUGUGUGGAGGUCAGAGGGCAGCUUUUGGGAAUCAGUUCUUAGCUAACUUGGUUUUUGGUUUUUUUAUUAAAGUUAUGUUGUGUAAUUAAAAUUGUGUAAUUGCGUGCACACGUCUGCCACAGCACAUAUGACAUGGCAUGUGUUUAGAAGUGGAAGGACAGCCUUGUGAGUCCAUUCUCUCCUUCCUCCUUUCUGUGAGUUGCAGAGAAAGGUCCCCAGGUCCCCAGGCUUUCACAGCAAGCCCCUCUCUACCUGCUGAGCAUCUCACUUGCUGCACCUGGUCUGGGCAUCCAUCUUUUUGUUGUUUCUGCUACAUUGUGUGUUCUAGGCAAGCUCAGCUCAUGAGCUUCCAGGGGGUCUCCUGUCUCCACUUGUCACUGUCGAGACCUGGCAUUGCAGAUGUACAUUCCUGCAUCCAGGAGUCAGACUUAAGUCACACUGUGUGGCAAGUGCCUUUACACUUUACAGAGCUCUCCCCAGUCCAAAAGACAAAGAAAAAAAGCUAGUAUUGAACCUUCUUGUCCGUGGGAAGUCAGGUCAGGUCUCUGCUUCCACCAUGUGGGCCCUGGGGUCAGACUUGGGUUUGGCUUCUCACCAGCCCAUUUUUGUCUCCUUCAUUGAAAUCUUUAUUAUGCCCAAUGUGGUACACUUGCAAUUCUGAUAUUCAGGAGGCUUAAGCAGUGUAAAGCCAAUCUGGGCUUCAAUAGCAAAAUCAUCUCAGACCAUGCCCUUUAGUAAACUGUAGGGCCUAGCUUAAGAGUUUCCAUUGUUGUUGCAGAACCAUGACCAAAAGCAAGUUGGGGAGGAAAGGGGUUAUUGAGCUUACACUUC
Molecule: messenger RNA, 2950 nt
Organism: Mus pahari (shrew mouse)
Lineage: Eukaryota; Metazoa; Chordata; Mammalia; Rodentia; Muridae
Gene: Exosc1
Product: exosome component 1
Exons: 8
Coding region: 15-614 (199 amino acids)
Biological process (GO): RNA processing
Cellular component (GO): nuclear exosome (RNase complex); cytoplasm
Molecular function (GO): RNA binding
Source: RefSeq, a predicted model, not a curated record